AUGAUUGGAUGUGUGUAUGUUUAUUUAUUAUUAUCUUCUCUAUUAUAGUUUUACAGAUUUUAAUUUGAUGAAUCACUUGCUUUUAUUAACUACACACUCUUUUCUAUAACCUUUUUAUUCACUAUAAUAUAUCCAAUAAUGUUAACAAUUUUCAUAAAAAAUUGCAAAAACUUAAAUGACCCAUAAAUUCAAAUGUAAUUUGGAUCAAUUAUAGGAGGUUUAGUGAUACCUUAAAAUGAUCAAAAUUCUAAAUAAUAGAAUAAAAAGUAAGAAAAUAAAAUAAACGAAUCUAAUCUAAAGACUUCAAAUGAAAAAAAAUUUUUAUAAAAAAUUGAGCAUGAAAAAGUAACCAGAUAAAAAUAGUUACAGUAUAAGUGGAGUAGAUAUACCAAUGUAAUUAUUUAUGCUAGAAAAAUUAUUUACAUGAUGGUUUUAUUGUAUUUUUAUGGAUAAGUAUACUUUUAAAUGGUUAUUAUUAAUUCUAUGAAUAUUUUCCUAUCAAUUUAUUAUCUAUACAUUAAGCCUUAAGAAGAAAAAUCUGCUAAUAUAAAAAAUGGAAUAAGUGAGGUGUUACUAGUAAUAAUGCAGGUUACAAUUUGCUUCUUAGUUAAAGAUGAUGAAAGUUAAAGAGAGGAAAAUAGAUUUAACAUAGGAUGGAUUAUAGUUGGUAGUGCAUCUUUAAUUUUAAGUAUACAUAUUUUUAGUGUUGUUGUAGAUCUAUUAAAAGGUAUUUAUAAUCUUGUUAAAGAUUUUAUUUGCACACUCAUAAAACCAAAAGCCGAGAUUGAAAAGUUAAAAUAAGAAAAACUCGCAGAGGAAUAGAAUAAAUAAAAUAAAUUUUUCAUACUAACUUCUUAAAUUUCGGUUGAUAAAUUAAGAUUUAUGAAGAAGAAAUUAAGUCUAGUUCCUUAGUCAUAAUUAGAUAUAUCUAUGGUAUCAAUAUAAAGACAUUAAAUUAAAUAAAAAUAAAUAUUAGUUUAGCCUAAAAAUAAUGAAAGCAACCAUAUCAUAGAACUACAUAAGCAAUCAGAAAAUUGUGACUUGUUAAAUAAACAUACCAUUAAAGACGAAGAAAACUAAAUAAAAAAAAUGAAUAUAAAAUUCAUUUAUACACAAUAACAUAAAUAAUUAGACUAUAAAUAGAAUACUAUUUUCAGCAUCAAAAUCUAUUAAUAUAUCAAAUAAUUAUAUACUAGCUUCUAAAAAUUGAUCAUAAAAUUUUUAAAAAUAAAAUAAGUAAUUUUCUCAAUUAAUUUAUUAUAAAUUCGAUAUUAACAGAUUUUUUUUAUAAAGUAACUCAUUUAUUUCAAAAUAUGA
Messenger RNA from Tetrahymena thermophila SB210, 1317 nucleotides. RefSeq lists its product as hypothetical. The transcript is spliced from 2 exons. The record is from RefSeq and is a predicted model, not a curated record. Lineage: Eukaryota; Ciliophora; Oligohymenophorea; Hymenostomatida; Tetrahymenidae.